This is a messenger RNA of Platichthys flesus (European flounder), 5710 nucleotides long. Its product is annotated as neuroligin-4, X-linked-like. The transcript is spliced from 8 exons. The record is from RefSeq and is a predicted model, not a curated record. The coding region runs from base 489 to 3113 and encodes 874 amino acids. Gene Ontology annotation, molecular function: neurexin family protein binding; signaling receptor activity. Gene Ontology annotation, biological process: neuron cell-cell adhesion; modulation of chemical synaptic transmission; presynaptic membrane assembly. NCBI's taxonomy places the organism in Eukaryota, Metazoa, Chordata, Actinopteri, Pleuronectiformes, Pleuronectidae. Gene Ontology annotation, cellular component: synapse; cell surface; postsynaptic specialization membrane.
GGACUUGUUAUGGGGGUGACCGGAAGGAGAGAGUGACAGAGGAACAGUGAUGCUACUGUUUACAUAACGAGACACACACACACACACUCACACACACAUACACACACACACACACACCCACACACACACACACACACACACACACACACACACACACACACACACGCUCGAAUCGCCAGUCCAGGACAUACACAUUCGCUUAAAGACUUCCACACAUACAGACACGUAUUCAAGGGACUCACUGACUGAGUCACCACACACUCAAAGGCACAGAAUCAGUGACUCACACACAAAAUCACACACACAUUCAUCGACAGGCAAACACACAAGAGGAAAAGGUUGCUUGCAAGAGCCUGGACUCUGUGUCGUACGUGCUAUGGGCCAAGCUGAGCAGCAGCUGUGUGUGAGUGUUGGAUACAUCUGAAAGUUACCCUCGCCGUCCUGCUCUCAACAUCCUCCAUCUCCAAGCUACUCCUAAAUACACCAUCAUGUCUGCAUCAGGGACCAGGAGAACUCCGCCUCCCUUAUCGUCUCUCCCACCCUUAUCCUCUCCAUUUGGGUUCCUAUCCCUCCUCCUCGCCUUCGGCCUCUCCCUUUCUUUCGACCCGGUGUCGGCGCAGCAGACCGUGCCCGUCAUCUCCACGGCGCAGGGACGCAUCCGUGGCAUGCUGACCCCGCUGCCCUCAGAUCUCCUGGGACCCGUCCUCCAGUACCUGGGAGUACCAUAUGCAAGGCCUCCAACGGGAGACAGGCGAUUCCAGCCACCGGAGCCUCCACUGCCCUGGCCUGGAAUACGAAACGUGACACAGUUUGCUCCCGUGUGCCCGCAGUCACUGGAUGAGAGGAGCAUGCUGGGAGAUAUGAUGCCCUCCUGGCUCACAGCUAACCUGGAUAUAGCAGCAACGUACCUCACUCACCAGAGCGAGGAUUGUCUCUACCUCAAUAUCUACGUGCCCACCGAGGAAGACAUCCACGAGGAGGGAGGUCAGCGUCCUGUAAUGGUCUAUGUCCACGGUGGCUCGUACACAGAGGGCACUGGUAACAUGAUGGAUGGCAGCGUGCUGGCAAGCUACGGCAACGUCAUUGUUAUUACACUCAACUACCGCCUGGGAGUACUGGGGUUUCUCAGUACUGGUGACCAGGCAGCAAAAGGAAACUACGGCCUGUUGGAUCAGAUCCAGGCUCUGCGCUGGGUGAAGGAAAACAUCGCAGCCUUCGGAGGAGACCCAGGCAGGGUGACUGUGUUCGGGUCCGGGGCCGGAGCCUCCUGUGUCAGCCUGCUCACCUUGUCUCAUUACUCUGAAGACCUGUUCCAUAGAGCCAUCAUCCAGAGUGGCAGCGCUCUGGCCAGUUGGGCUGUCAACUACCAGCCAAGCAAGUACGCCCGGCAGCUUGGCGAGCGAGUGGGCUGCGGCAUCGACGACAGCACCCAACUGGUCGCCUGCCUUCAGGGCCGGAGCUACCGGGAGCUGGUGGAGCAGAGCAUAACGCCGGCCAAAUAUCACACAGCUUUUGCCCCGGUGAUUGACGGUGAUGUCAUCCCGGAUGACCCCCAGAUUCUGAUGGAGCAGGGAGAAUUUCUCAACUACGACGUAAUGUUGGGGGUUAAUCAGGGCGAGGGCGUGAAGUUCGUGGAGGGCAUCGUGGACUCAGAGGACGGCGUCACUGCUGAGGACUUUGACUUUGCUGUGUCAGACUUUGUGGAUAGUUUAUAUGGAUACCCAGAAGGCAGAGACACACUGAGAGAGAGCAUAAGGUUCAUGUACACGGACUGGGCGGACCGCGACAACGCAGAGACCAGGCGGAAGACUCUGGUGGCGCUCUUUACGGACCACCAGUGGGUGGCGCCAGCGAUCGCCACAGCCGACCUUCACGCUCAGUAUGGCUCUCCGACCUAUUUCUACUCUUUCUACCACCACUGCCAGAGUGACGCCACUCCACCCUGGGCCGACUCCGCCCACGGUGACGAGGUGCCCUAUGUGUUCGGUGUGCCCAUGGUGGGACCCACUGAUCUGUUCAACUGUAACUUCUCCAAGAACGACGUGAUGCUGAGCGCCGUGGUCAUGACUUACUGGACCAACUUUGCCAAGACUGGUGAUCCCAACCAGCCAGUUCCUCAAGAUACCAAGUUUAUCCACACGAAACCGAACCGCUUUGAGGAAGUGGCGUGGUCUAAGUACACCCCGAAAGAGCAGCUGUAUCUCCACAUCGGCCUCAAGCCCCGGGUCAGAGAUCACUACCGCGCCACCAAAAUCUCCUUCUGGCUCCAGCUGGUGCCUCAUUUGCAUCAUGUCAACGAGCUCCUCCAGUCGGUGUCCUCCUUCACGCAUAGUCCGUCUCCGCAGGACGACACCCCUUACUCUUACACGAAGCGGCUGGCCAAAGGUUGGCCUCCAAGCAGCACCCGUCACCCAGGCUCACAGGGAGGUACCCCGCCGCCUCCAGAGGCUGCUGUGGGCCAAGGCGGAGAAGAAAACGGGGUCCGCAUCCCUAAUGAGGACUACUCCACUGAACUCUCUGUGACCAUUGCUGUCGGAGCCUCCCUGUUGUUUCUCAACAUCCUCGCGUUCGCGGCGCUGCUCUACAAGAAGGACAAGAGACGUCUGGAGCAUCGUAGACCCCGCCCACUUCCUCCACCGAGACGAGACAUCACACCUGCAGAUGUCGCCGCCCACCUACAGGGGGAAGGACUGAUGUCAUUACAGGUGAAGCAGCUUGAGUGUGAUGCAGCGUCAGCAGACGAGAGGAACAACACUCACCACCAUCACACUCUGGACACGCUGGACGCCCUGGACGGCAUGGACACCCAGGACAUCUACAGCACCCUGGACACCGUGCGCCUCACCUGCCCCCCUGAUUACACCCUCACCCUGCGCCGUUCACCUGAUGACGUCCCCCUCAUGACCUCUCUGACCCCAGGGUCGCUGCCGGUGACCCCUGGGUCACAUCCUGUUACCCCGGGGACGCCGAUGACCCCCAUGACGCCUGCAUCAGUGGUGGGGAUGAGAAUGGGGCAUCCUCACCAGGGAUACACACACCACAGCCCGUAUAGUAAUCAACACUUGCCACAUACACACAUCUCCGCGCACACACACUCCACUACACGUGUAUAACCGCAGCAAAAUACUUGCACACACUGGGACAUCAUUACAACAAACACACGUAUAAAUAUACACACACAUGCACACGCACACGCACACACACACACACACACACACACACACACACACACACACACACACAAACAUACGUGAAACAAAAGACUUAAAUACCUCUACUAAUUACCCUGCAGGAUUGUUACAGAUGGAGAGACUGAAAGGCAUUUUCAGUAACAGGAUGAAGAGACAGACAGCUGUGUGUUGCAUGAGGAACUGAAGGCAGACUGACUCCCAGGAGAUGCAGUUCUAUGCAUCAUUCGCUCAUAACCUGGAAUUUGACGAGCCAAGACAUCCAUCAACUGUCUCAAAACCCACUUUGGAUAUUAAAUCUUCCGCUUUUUUUUCUCCAGCUGAGGAGGAAGAAGAGCGCUGUGGCGAAAAAAAAGGGGUCAGUAAUUGAUCGGUUUACAUCCCCUACUGUACUCACGCUGCACAGCGAAGCAGCAGCCGGCAACUGAGCAGAGCAGAUGCAGACCUGAGCUGUUAGGGAUACCACACACAGACUGCUGAAGCCAACUUGAACAACCUGUGAAAUGUGAAUGUAGCAUUUUUUUUUUUUUUCAAGGAACGAUCAAAGGCGCUAUUUGCCAAGGAUCAAACUAAGUUGAGGAGAAAAUAUAAAAUGUGUCAGCGAGAGAUGGAUGUAAAAACAGACAGGGAGGAAGAAGGGGGUUAAAGAAAAAAAGAGCAUAUCUUGAAGGAAAAGUUAGACAGUUUGUGGGAAAGAGAUUAAGAUUUAACUGAGAGGGAUUUACCAGCUGUGAGAGCGAGGGAGACGAAGUGAGAAGGAGUGACCUGGAAAACACAGAAAAUGAAAACGUGUACCAAGGAAAAUUAGCUUCAGAAGAACAAAGGGCCUCUGAAGCGUCGCCAGACUCACUGAAGAAUCACUCUAACCAGCUAAGUGUUCAACUCUUGUAAAUAGAAUGGAAAGAUACAGAUGAUAUAUUAUGAUUUAUAGCAUUUACCUGCUCUUGCAUUAAAAACAUGACUUAUUUAACCACAUUAUUGCUUUCAUUUCAGAUAUUACUAUAUUAUUGUAUAGAUGUCCUAAAGCAAGGCUGGUUGUCCUUCUAUCUCACCCAUUGUAGUAUGUACACAGUACCAUUAUUUAGAGGCUAUAUUUGCUAUGCACAGUCAUUUUAGUAAUUAUUAACUAUCUGAGGAUCUAGAUACUUGUUUAGCCGUUGAAGUGUAGGACAUUCUUCGCUCCAUCCUGUCUAUUUGUUUGACCAUCGAACGAGAAGCUUGUACUGUGUAGAUAAUGCAAUAUUGGUUUGAUGAUUGAGCACCAGCCAAAAACCAUGACCUUUAACCCUUUGUACCCAAACCCUCCCAGUCCCUUCCUCCUGGAUUAUUAAUUAAAGACCUUACUUUUAAUACCCUGUCGACCCAAAUAUAAUUAGCGUUUCUGUAGACAGACAGGCGGUGAUGAUUCAGGGGGUCCCGAGUCGCAGCGUGUCCCAAAACAGUUACCAGUGCUCUUUUUGCAUUUUUCAGACUUUAACAGCUUUACUAGAGUUGCUGGUAUUUCUAAACAAGCCCCUGUUUGAACCACCGAGCUCUGGCUGAAACCUCGUCCCUCCUAAAGCUGCCAACUGAAGGAAAUUGGCCACGUUGUUUUGUAAUCUAUUAUGUCAUGUCCUCAGCAGCUCCCAUGGUCUAUAGGAUAAAUGUGGAUCUAUCACUCACACGGUUUAGUUUACGACCUGCCCACAUGUUGUCAGUCGUCUGGAGCCAAAUUUGACGAUUGAGGUGGAGCCUGGGAGGAGCUGAGGAGGGACGCUCUGUUUGAGAUUUUGAGAGAUUUGACAUCGAAGGCAAACACCCCUCUAAACAUGCAGCUUUUUGAGUCAUAAUAUAUUUUAAAGGGAGCAUUGAUCUUUUCAAUUCUCAGCCAAAAUCCAAAACCAAAACCUUAAUGAAAUGCUUAAUCUCAGAAAUAUGUUAAAGUCACACUGCUCUGUGUGAACAUAAGGACAAAUACAGCUGUCAUUAAAUGUUCCAAAUGGUUGAUAAGUCACAUCGGAGGGAUAUGGUGCCAUCUUACCAGCCACUAAAAAUGACAAAUAGCCAAGCUCUGUCUAUCUGGUUGCUGCUGGGAAGCUAAAAUAAUCUUGUAUCAACCAACCCGACCCAAACUCCCAAUGUCAUCCUAACCAGUAAGGCCCUAACACAUAUAUUAUAACUUUCUUGUAUUAUUCCCUUUUUCUUCUUCCUUUCCUUGCCCCUAAACUUUCCUUUGUCCUAUCCCAACCCGUCCUUCCCCCUGUCCCAGCCUCACCUGUGCGACCACAUGCAGCUUUGUCACAGUGAGGCCUAUUUAACCUCCUCUCAUCCUAAGUAACUUCCACAUGAAAGAUUUUUAGUUUACUGUCAACAAAAUACGCGAAAAAUUGAAAGCUGAACAUUUUGUGGAUGGCAAGCAAAGAAGUUUUAGAAAAAUAAUAUAAAAGUAACAUUUAAUGGAUGUUUGAUUGUUUUAAUAUUUUUUUUUUUCAUAUGGGUUUAUUGACUCAGCGGAUGGCUGGAUUGUGUCAAGCAUAAAACAU